Messenger RNA from Apiotrichum porosum, 1455 nucleotides. RefSeq lists its product as uncharacterized. NCBI's taxonomy places the organism in Eukaryota, Fungi, Basidiomycota, Tremellomycetes, Trichosporonales, Trichosporonaceae. The transcript has 4 exons. The record is from RefSeq and is a predicted model, not a curated record. The coding region runs from base 1 to 1455 and encodes 484 amino acids.
AUGUCCACCUCCGUCGCUCUACCUGGCGGCGUUCAACCAGGUGCGCGCGGGAACGCGCUCACUCGCGAAGAACAUGAGUUGCUUGGUUUCAAGUACUCACCGGCCUUUUCCACUCCAGGCAAACCACGAUACGUCAUUGGUGAAGAGGGUACCCGCUGUUCACAUUGCGAGACGAAGGGCAAGAUAUGCGUUAUUACCGCUCUCAAGUGGGGUGUCGCGCAUGGCAGUGUCGCCGUCGUUGGCUGCUUCGCCGGUGGACAGCACGCUUGCUCCCUCUCCACCCUGCGCAGUGACCAUGAGUGGCUCCCCCUCGGUAACGGCAGACUGCAGCAGAAGUUGAAGCCCAAGGUGCCCGCCAAAGGCGCGUCAUCUCCUUCCAAAGACAAGAAGCCAAACGUCGGCGAACUCCCCUCCAGCCAACCUUCCCCGACUGCUCCAGAGACAUUAACCAACGACCUCAUGUCCACGACUGAGGAAGCCGAGCUGGAAAAGGUAGCACUUGCUGAGCAGCCCCCACGCAAACGCCAGAAGAUCCUCGACGGCCAAGGCAACAAUCCCGCAACCUCCUCCACUGCUCAACCACUCCCUGCACGCUCGCCGGCCAACCCAGCCCCUGCCUUCGCUCCUGUCCAACCACUGCGUCGCCUCUCUCAAGCUCAAUCACCCUGUGGUACCGCGCCAGCCCCACCACCUCCGACGCCCGCUCAAGAGCCUCAACCUGCAACCAUCUCACCAGCUCCCCGCACCAUGGAGCUUGCGAAGCAGAGCGUGGCAGGUGUUAUUCCCGUCCAAACUUUUGCCGGCGUCACGCCUGAGGCAAACUCAUCCAUGUCGCCCUCCGCCGUCUCCAACCUUUUGAGCGCCACCGACUCGACCUCCCUGCAGUGGCUCAAGCUUAUUUCCAAGGACAUUGGCCGUAUCUAUGAAAACCAGAAUAAGGUUAUAGUCGACGUUGCCGAGCUCAAGGCGAGCCACAAGACGGCUGGUAACGACAUGGCUCAGCUCAAGGCCAACCAGCAUUCAAUCGCCGCCGACAUUGCCAAAAUCAUCGAGAAGCAGCAGUCCAUUGCCGAGCAACAGCAAACCAUGAACUCUGACGCAUGUCAGCUGGGGCAGAACCAGCUCCAACUCGGCCAAAACCAGCUCCAGCUCGGGGAAAACCAGCACAGCAUGGUGGACGACAUGAAGAUGCUGGUCGGCAACAUGGACAAGAUGGCCCACGACAUCUCCGAGGCGAGCAAGAGCCACCAGACGAUUACUCGCAGUAUUGCCGCCAUUCAGACCUCCCAGACCGAGCUGUCGUCCCGCAUUGCCGACAUGGACAGGAGCAAGGACGAGGUAGCCCGUCUCAAGGAGGAGGUGGCGGUCGCCGAGGUGGCCAUGAACAGCCAGCGCGAGCUGCUCAGGAUUCAGCGAGUCAUCCUCGACCAACUCCAGGGCAAGACUGGACAGUGA